Effrenium voratum is the source of this 2445-nucleotide messenger RNA. The record is from the annotation of a GenBank genome assembly. Lineage: Eukaryota; Dinophyceae; Suessiales; Symbiodiniaceae.
AAGUCAGCUCCCGCCCACACCUGCACGGCCCAGAUGGAGUCUGUUCUGCGAGUCUUCCGCCAAGCGGACGCAGAAGAGCUGCCUCGGGGCGAUAUUUUGCAACUCCUGAAGGGACUGACAAAUGUGGAAAACCACGACACGGUUCUGGAUGCCUACAUUGCGCGUGUGCCACUAGAGCACGGCAUGGUCCGGAUGGGGCCCUUUCUGGACUGGCUGGCAGGGAGCCACCUGGGCCCAACCGACUCAGAGGUUCAGAGCGAGCUGGUGGUGCAGGCACUGGCACACCGCGGCCUAACUCUGCGGAGCUUGGUGGGCUUCAUGCGGCGACUUCCUGUGCUCAUGCCCCACUAUGAGCUGGACAGAACCAGGACUGUGGAUGUCGUUUGGCAAGUCAUCAUUCCAGAGACGGCUGCCAGGGGGUGCGCCUAUGCCGAGCUGCUCCAGGAUGAAAAGCGGCUGCCAGACAAGAUGGUGUCGCACAAUUGGGGCAACCUCUUCUCCCACCUCAUCGCAGCCCUCUUUGCUGAUGCAGCGGGCCACACUGGCUUCCGGCAGGUGCUUGAGUGGAUGCGGCUGGGAGAUGCAGGCUGGGAUCUGAUUGAAGCCCAGAUCCAAGAUGCCGGCAAGCUUGACAGCAGCCGCUGGCUCUGCAUCUUCGCAGUGAACCAGCACAUCUCCAUUUGCAACCAGACUUGGGGCGGGAAGGACGCCUGCACAGGGCAGCUCUACACGCCCUGCACCUGUGGAAAGGAAAAGGUCCACUCGGGUGCCCUCUGCGAGAUGAACAAGUUUGACGCAAUGAUUGAGUUAUUCAAAGCACGAUGCCCAAAGUAUGAGCACGUGGUUGCAGUGGAUGAUGGUCUGUAUCUUCUGACCCGAAUUUGGGUCAUCGCUGAAAUUGCAGAGGUCUUCCGACAUGAGCUUCCUUGCAAAGUGGUCCUCCUGGAGCCACGCAGCCAGGAGCUGCUGAGCAACGUCCAGGUGAUGGACGUGCGAAAUGCGCAGGCAAGCCGGCCUGAGGAUGUCGAGCUGAUUCUGGCGAAGAUUCCUGACAAAGAGGAGUUCAAUACGCGCACUCGGGUGGCGCUCAUGGUUGUGGCACAUUUGGCCAGUCUCCAGCUGCGUGCCGAGAUGGUGGAGCUUCUUAAGGGCAUCUCCUCCCCAGAGAGGGAUCAUCGCAGCUUGCAGCAAGUGGAUGCCACCCGGGCCCGCCUGAGCCAGGCCUCCAACCUCCAAGAGGUCCAAGAGGUUUGGGAGGACUUUGAGCGGCAGAGCGAGAAGGUCUCGGAUGCGGACCAGAUCAAGAUGAUGAACGUCUUUGGCCUGCUGCGAGAGGUCAACCUCACGCAGCCGGAGCUCUUUAUCAACACGUAUCGACGGGCGGCGCUGCCUCAGAUGGGCUUCAGGCCAGACAUGUCGGACGAGGACAUUAUGGCCGGCUUCUGGCAGAUGCGCACAAAUGUGCAAAGCAUGAGUGAGCUGCCACAUGUGUAUGUGGAUGGUCCCGCCUUCAUGGCGGUUGUGGUGAAGUCCAGAAAGCCGCACUCCACGGUGAUUUGCAUCACGUGCCCGCACGAGUCUCUGCACGUUUUCUUCGAAAUGGGGGAGAAAGUUCAAAUGACCGAGUCCAAGUUCCCAAGCCACCUGGUGACGAUGGUCUACCGGACCCCAGGGCCUGCCCAGGUUGUCAUCCACCGCGGGUUGAACGAGCCUCCAGUUUGCUACAGCGGUCCCUUUGAAGAGAAGCCUCUUGCAGAGUUCGUGGUGGCGGAGGCUCUACCACGAUUCGGGCCACUCCACGAGGUGAACCGGGUCCACUACUUGGUGCAAGCAACAGCCGGGCUGCUGGCGGUGUGGCUGGGCGUCGACGUGGGCGAUGUCGAAGCUGGAGUGGUCGAAGCGAUGAAGGCUGUUGCGGUGGACGAGGCGAUGCAGGGCAUCCCGUGCUGCCUGCUGGAGCGCUCUCCAGAGGUGCUGAAGCGCUUUGAGCGCUUCCUCGGCGGCGAGCGCUUUUCGAGACCCGUGGCGGUGCUCGUCUUGGGGCAGCUGGGGGGCCGCAGGUUCAAGACGAGCUCCGACCAGGUGAAGAGCUUCAUCCUGCCACUGGAGCUGCCGCUUGACCCGGCCCGACUGCUGGGAGAGAUCCGGAGCGCCCAGAAUCAAGAAGGCGAGGCAGAGGUCCAUGAGUCGCCGCUUCUUGGGGAGAGGUUCUUGCAAAAGAUAGAGCCCCCCAGAAGGUGAAUCCGGAGUUGCUUGCGGUGAAUCUGGAUCCUGCUCAAGCUUUAGCAGCCGCCGAGCCAUCGAGCUGUCUCCACUCUUGCCGAGCGCAGAGCUCUGGAACUUGUCCAGUUUUGGACGCGCCCUCAGAUGUGUGCAUGGAUUGAAGCAAUGCCAGCCUCAAAGAGGCCGGACGUCGACAGAUCGGCUGCCCUGCAUGAAAUUCUA